Messenger RNA from Terrapene triunguis (Three-toed box turtle), 5327 nucleotides. RefSeq names its product ecotropic viral integration site 5 like (gene EVI5L). The transcript has 19 exons. The record is from RefSeq and is a predicted model, not a curated record. Lineage: Eukaryota; Metazoa; Chordata; Testudines; Emydidae. The coding region runs from base 1 to 2346 and encodes 781 amino acids.
AUGGCAGCGCCACACAGGCUGCUGGAAGCAGAUUCCAAGUCCAUGCGCUCCAUGAAUGGCUCCCGCAGGAACAGCGGCUCCUCCUUAGUCUCCAGCUCCUCAGCCUCCUCAAACCUAAGCCACCUCGAGGAGGACACCUGGAUCCUAUGGGGGAGGAUUGUCAACGAAUGGGACGAAUGGCGGAAGAAGAAAGAGAAACUGCUGAAGGAGCUCAUACGGAAAGGAAUCCCACACCACUUCCGAGCCAUCGUAUGGCAGCUGCUGUGCAGUGCCACAGAUAUGCCUGUCAAGAACCAGUAUUCAGAGCUGCUGAAGAUGUCUUCUCCCUGCGAGAAGCUGAUCCGGAGGGAUAUAGCCCGCACAUAUCCUGAGCAUGAGUUUUUCAAGGGACAGGACAGCCUAGGCCAAGAGGUCCUUUUCAAUGUCAUGAAGGCCUAUUCCCUAGUGGACCGUGAGGUUGGAUAUUGUCAGGGCAGCGCAUUCAUCGUGGGAUUGCUGCUAAUGCAGAUGCCUGAAGAAGAGGCUUUCUGUGUGUUUGUGCGACUGAUGCAGGAAUAUCGAUUACGAGAGCUAUUCAAACCCAGCAUGGCUGAGCUGGGCCUCUGCAUCUACCAGUUUGAGUACAUGCUGCAGGAGCAGCUGCCUGAGCUGAACAUCCACUUCCGCUCCCAGAGUUUCCUCACCUCCAUGUACUCGUCGUCCUGGUUUCUCACCCUCUUCCUCACGACCUUCCCUCUGCCUGUGGCCACCCGAGUGUUUGACAUCUUCAUGUAUGAGGGGCUGGAGAUCGUCUUCCGUGUGGGGAUGGCCCUCCUGCAGUUCAACCAGGCAGAGCUGAUGCAGCUGGAUAUGGAGGGGAUGUCGCAGUAUUUCCAGAAGGUGAUUCCUCAUCAGUUCGACAGUUGCCCGGACAAGUUGAUCCUGAAGGCAUACCAGGUCAAAUACAACCCCAAGAAAAUGAAGAGGCUGGAGAAGGAGUAUGCUGCAAUCAAAAACAAAGAGAUGGAGGAGCAGAUUGAGAUCAAAAGGCUCCGGACUGAGAACCGCCUCCUGAAGCAGCGGAUCGAGACCCUGGAGAAGGAGAGCGCUGCCUUGGCAGAUAGACUGAUCCAGGGCCAAGUCACCCGCGCACAGGAGGCCGAAGAGAAUUACAUCAUCAAGCGAGAGUUGGCGGUGGUGAAGCAGCAGUGCAGCUCAGCCACGGAGAACCUGCAGAAGGCCCAGAGCACCAUCCGGCAGCUGCAGGACCAACAGGGAAACCCCCGGUUCACGGAGGAGUUUGUGAAUCACCUGGAAACAGAGCUGGAGCAGUCGCGUCUGAGGGAGAUGGAGACAUUGGGCGCGCUCAAGGAGAUGCAGGACAAAGUGCUGGACAUGGAAAAGAAGAACAGCUCGCUGCCCGACGAGAACAACGUGGCCCGUUUGCAGGAGGAGCUCAAGGCAUUGAAGGUACGCGAGGUGGCAGCGCUGACCUCACUCAAGGAGCUACAGCUGCAGGUGAAGGAUCUCAACGACAGCUGGCAGGCUCAUCUGUCGCGGACAGGCGGGCGCUGGAAGGAGUCCCCCCGCAAGAACACCAUGAAUGACCUCCAGGAUGAGCUGAUGACCAUCCGCCUGCGGGAGGCCCAGGCCCAGGCCGACCUCCGUGAGCUGCGGCAGAGGCUGGUGGAGCUUGAAACCCAGGAUCAGAUUCACAGUAAUCUGCUGAACCGGACGGAGCAGGAGUGCCUAGGGCUGCAGGAGAAGCUGCAAUACCUCACUGCCCAGAACAAAGGGCUGCAGACGCAGCUGAGUGAGACCAAGCGCAAGCAUGCGGAGUCCGAGUGCAAGAGCAAAGAGGAGGUGAUGGCGGUGCGGCUGCGGGAGGCCGACAGCAUGGCAGCCGUGGCAGAGAUGCGGCAGCGGAUCGCUGAGCUGGAGAUCCAGAGGGAAGAAGGGAUGAUCCAGGGCCAGCUGAACAACUCUGACUCCUCCCAGUACAUCCGGGAGCUCAAGGACCAGAUUGAUGAGCUCAAGGCUGAGAUCCGGCUGAUGAAGGGCCAGAAGCCCUUCGAGGACUCCAUGGGCUUUGAUGGCAUCCACAUUGUGAGCCACCUGGCGGUGGACGAGGACUCGCUGCACUCCUCAGAUGAGGAGCUGCUGACCAACCCCAUGGUGGUGGGCGCGCUGCAGGACGUGCUAUACCCACUCUCACCCUGCAAUGCCCGCUUCCUGCGGGGCAUGGAGAGCUCUGGCAAGGAGAGUGACGGCUCCACGGACAGUGAGCCCGAGGACCCCACCUCCACCACGGAGGCUGACGGCGAGAUGGAGCCGCAGAUCAUCUUCGGAGAGACCCUCAGCAAGUGAGAGGAGAUGCCGAUGCCAGGGGGAUCCCCCCCUCCACCAAACGGGCACUGAGCGCACAGCCUGGAGAGAAGAGACUCCUCUCCUUGGUGCUCUCAGUAGCAGCAGGUGGGGGAGAUCAUAGACCCAACACGAUAGCUGGGCUCAGAGAGCAUUGCACGUCCGCUGCCAUGCGGGGACAGCUCUCCAGCCGGCCUGUGUUAUACAGAACCUGUACUUUGAUUGUUGUCUGCACUGCCUUUCUCCUGCUCUGUCAUCACCAGUAGUUACACUCCGACUCCAUUGAGUAACCCUCAUUCGCCCCACCCCGCCCCUAAUGCCUCCUUCCUGUAUUGCCCUCCCCCAAAAGUUUGCACACUUGAGAACUCAGCUCAAUGUCAUCGUGAGCAGGGGUGGAAGUGGCAAGGCCGCUGGAUAUCUGGGCCCAAUGACCAUCCACCGAGUCUGAGCACCCUUGGGCAACUGGCCAACAAACCAUUUCCCUCCCCUCCACACUCAGAGGGCGGGAAGUUGGGUCCCUCUUCCUUUUAUUUAAAUGUGUGUCCCCGAUGAUCCCGAGAGCAUCUGCUCGGAGAGGGGAGAGUUGGAGGCCUUCAUAUCCCUAUUCCCAAGAGAGCUCUCCCCAGGAUGGGAAGGGCCCGGUGCGGGGGAUUCUGGAUCGAGGAGCCUGCUUGGUUACAUGAGAGAUUAUAUUUUAUUUUUGUUCUCCAGAUGUUAUUUAUUUAAACUGUUAUGAUGCCAACUGGGCUCCCCUCGGAGAGCUCCACACUAAGCUUUAAGUUCUAGGAAAUUACACUGACAUUGUGUCAUAAGGGAAUCUGGGAGCAGCGUUCUGCCCUGCUGCCUUCCUGUCCUCCAUCCGUAAGGGAGCUGUGCUCUCAAUCUCCUGCACCGUUACGUUCUCCAGAAGGUGUUGUAACUGUUGCCUUUCUCUUCUGCUCCACAUGGCAAACUGCAGGGUUUCCAACCUCCCUGUCUGGAGAGGGCUAUGUGGAAACAAAUCCCCUAGGAGAACCUUUCUUACUCUACCCAGAGAGCCACCUGAAAUCUCGUAUCCCGACCAAGAUCUGUCUGGUGCACAGCAAAGGUGCCCGGUAAGCAGGAGCGGUUUGGGGAGGAGCAUAGAGAGAAGUCCCCAGCUGGGAAUCAUCUGGAGGACGUUUGUUUCUAUGCAUGAUGGGGCUUCACCUCCCUCAGCCAGCCUGGCCUGUGUUCCUCUGAACUGGCUCUCCCAGCUCUGCAGCUGGCACCAAGUUUCCAUAGCCCUGUGAGAUGCCCUCCAGUCCACCAGAGCAGUAAGGAGAUUUGGAGCGAUGGAUGGACAGCAUGCACAGCCCAGCAAGCCCUGGUCAGAUGAUGGAAAUGCCCGCUCCUUGGAGUGGCCCUUAGUAGAGAACUCAGCUCCUAAUCAGAGAGAAACCCAAGCUACUUAUCUCCAAAUGGGCCACCCUGGGCCAGAAUUGCUGAACCAUUCACCACUUCAAAGCCUGCCCUGGUGAUCAGGCAGCAGGUGAAGCAGCUUCCUUGGGAUGGAGCCAGUCUGCAAACGUGAUCCUCGUUGAAGGAAUUAUCCAAUAAAGCGCUGCCUGUGGUGCUCCCACCCUGGCUAGCGGCAUCAUUCUUGGCAGCAGUGCCCAUCUAGUAUCAUUUCUGUGGAAGAGCCGGCCAGGCCCACCACCACAGCCCUUCACCCAAAGAGCUUUGCUUGCAGUCAGCAAGCCAGCUCCUCAGCUGGUGCAAAUGCCCAGAGCUCUGCUGCAGUAAAUGGCACUACAUUGAUCUACACCAGCGCAGGAGCUAGUCUGUUUUGUCUACAGCUCUGACUCCUAAUUUCCAGUGUGUGAGGGGACAUGUCUGGCUCUGCUUCCCUCACUACAAAACGGUCCAGAUUGCGCUUCCAUUUGUUUGUGACAGAGUCCGAGUAUUGCAUCACUUCCUGCUUCGGGGCUUUACAUCACUUCCUGGUGGUGGAGAGAUGCCAUAGAGCUGCAAGCACCUGAGGCUGUCGUGUUGGUUCAUUUCCACCCCCUCUGUGCAGCAGCAACACAGCUCCAUUCUAAUACCCCUUCGGAGAGCACAGAUGGAAAUGAAAGGCGAGAUCUCCAGGACUGGCUGCUCCUAGCGGGGAUGGAAGAUCUCGGGUGGCUGGGAUAAAGGCUGAAUUUCCCAGGCACCUGGAUGGCAAACGAAGGGAGUGGGGCUCAGGACCAGAGUUCACGUGGUGCUGGGACAUGGCGGGAGGGCCCUUUUGGGGCCAUUGUCAUGUCUGUGGGAGAGACUGAUGCUGCUAGGCACCAGUGGCUGCUUUGAAACCUUGAGCGCAUGGGAUGCUUUGUUGCCCAUUGGCUGUUCUAUUUAUGGAGAGCACCGGCCAUCGAGAGCAGCCUGCGCACAGACCUGCUCGGGCAGAGAGAAGAGCGAUGGAAGGGGUGUGGAGCUGGCUGGAUCCAUCAGUCCCUGCGGAGAUUAUCUGGCUGGCUCUCUUAUGGACUUGAGUUUUAUUUCCUCUGGCCCUUUCUUUCUUUCCAUCCUGCCCCUGCUUUACACCCUCCUCGUAUUUCCCUUCUGCUCUCUGAAUUCAGUAAACCCGGACAUCCAGCAGCUGAGGAAAACCCAUUCCCAUGGGUGGCUUUGCCUGAUUUCCUCUGCGGCCGAUUGCAAACGUCACUUUCAAUAGACUACACCUCCAACCCUCCCCUGCCAACAGGUAUUUCCAUAGCUCUCCCCUUCCCCGCUGGUGUAUUAAGUUCACUCGGUCUGUUUCCAAAGGAGGGGUGCCUUGGACCUCCCAGCUUGACAGAACCUUCCCCCAUAUCCUAAACCUUCCCCUUCUGAGAUGGAAAACAACAGCCCCAGUGGACUGAGCCCCUCACCGUUCCACCACGUCACUGGACUGGAGUAUUAUGUACACUUCUAUAAAUAUGCCUGGGAGAGGCUUUGGUUGGGUAUUUAUAAUCUGUAUAUUUUAAUAUAUAUAUUAUAUA